This is a messenger RNA of Hippoglossus stenolepis (Pacific halibut), 1806 nucleotides long. RefSeq names its product disintegrin and metalloproteinase domain-containing protein 28. Gene Ontology annotation, molecular function: metalloendopeptidase activity. Gene Ontology annotation, cellular component: plasma membrane. Gene Ontology annotation, biological process: proteolysis. The record is from RefSeq and is a predicted model, not a curated record. Lineage: Eukaryota; Metazoa; Chordata; Actinopteri; Pleuronectiformes; Pleuronectidae.
AUGAAUGAUUUCACAUGUGCUUCUAAGGUGUUGCACCUUGUUCCCCAGGCAGAGAAGCAGAUCUUUAACAUAAGGGUGGGCAGACAUCCUGUCUCCAUCUCUGUCCCAGACUCCUGGAGUGACUUCUGGUGUGAACCAUCUGUCUCAGAGAGCCUUAUCUUCAUUUACAAGACAAAAGACCCCAGUCCUGUAUACAAGACAGAGAUCCCCGCACCCAUCUACUCAGACACCUUGAGUGACCCCUGCAGAAGUAGCAGUGACAGCUGCAGGAGGGCCGGCGAAGCAUGGCAACAGAAACUCUGUGUGCAGGUAGGCAGCAUAAAGCCUGAUCACAGCACCGAUCUGUCUAUUACAGUGACUGUCUGCACUUGGACAAUGACGCCAACUCUCCUAUUGUGGAUCCUCAUCCUAAAUGCCCCGCUCGAGCCCUCAGAAAGCCAUGGAAACCAUGGGUUUGAGGAGGCGAAGGACCAUGAGGUGGUUCGCCCCGUCAGACUUCACACUGUCAGAAAAAGACAAGCAGAGAACCUCAGACCACAGGUAAUAAAGUAUGGAAUGACGUUGGGAGGAAAACAUAUUGAAAUGCAACUAGGGAAAAAUGAUGAAUUACUCACCAAAGAUUACACUGAGACUUACUACCACGAGGAUGGGACUCAAGUCACCACAAGCCCUGAUGACAUUGAUCACUGCUACUAUCAUGGGAGGAUUGUGAACGACAGCAAAUCAUCUGUUAGCCUUAGCACUUGUGAUGGACUCAGGGGUUACUUCAGAACAUCUGCCCAGAGGUACUUGAUCGAGGCCCUGUCAGGAGACGAUGAGGGCGAUCACGCUGUGACGACAAUCACAGAGAAGAACUACACUCCUGCAGUGUGUGGUGUCACCAACACCAGCUGGAGUGACGACUUUGAACCCCCAACAAGACGCAGCCGAUCCAGAGCAGGGGGUAUAUCGAUUGUCCAGCAAGAGAAAUACCUUGAGCUCUUCCUUGUUGCUGAUAACCGUGAGUAUGUGAAGAUGAAGCGAGAUAUGACAGCACUGAGAAAGAAGCUAUUUGAAGUUGUCAACUUUGUCAACAUGGCCUAUAAGCCCCUGAGGACCUGUAUUGCUCUGGUGGGAAUCGAGAUCUGGUCCAACGGUGACUUGAUCAGUGUGACCCCCCCGGCCGAGGCCAACUUGAAUGCUUUCAUGAAGUGGAGGAACUCUGAGCUGGUCAAGAGGAAGAAGCAUGACAACGCACAUCUCAUCAGUGGCAUUGACUUUGAAGGAUCAACUUUGGGAAAGGCUUAUGUGACCCUUUGCUCUAGUCACUCUGUUGGGGUGUUACAGGAUCACAAUGACCAGGCCAUUGCUGUGGGAGCUACACUGGCUCAUGAGAUGGGCCACAACCUGGGCAUGCACCAUGACGACUCCAGUGCCUGCUCUUGUUCUGCCGACAGCUGCAUCAUGGCUGGAUCCCUCAGCUCGUACAUUCCUCGCACUUUCAGCAGCUGCAGUGGCAACAACUAUGAAAAGUACCUGAAAGACCACAGCCCCAGCUGUCUGCUGGACAAACCAGACUACAGGACUGCCGUCUGUGGGAACGGCUUCAGGGAGGAAGGAGAGCAGUGUGACUGUGGCACAGUGGAGGUGUGUACCAAUCCAUGUUGCAACGCUACCACCUGUGCUCUGAAGGACGGCUCACAGUGUGCCAGGGCAUUACAGGGAAUGUACGUUUUAUUUUUAUGGCACUUUUUUUAUAUUAUAGUCUAAGGGGUUGCUGCAGCUAGAAACAGAAGCAGCUCUGGCCUUAAUGUGAGCCAUGUAAAU